AAAAAUUUACUGGACCGGCGGUUUAACAAUAAGUUACUGAACCGCAAAAUCGAUUAACCGAAGGAAUUGGGGAAAAUAAUUUGCCCCAAUUUGCAUUCUUGUCAUAAUUGCAAACCCUAGCAAUCUUACAAUUUCUCAAUCAUUUCGGGUCACCCGUUUUCCUUUCAAUAGGCCAGUAUUCCACCCGGUGUUCUAAAGAUGCUACAGAAUGUUCAGCACCAACUUUUGCAAUCGCCAGCCCGGCUGGGCCUGCCAACUCCCAAUUCACCGUCUCUUCAGAACCCAAGCCCUCCUCCUAAGUUCUCUUCGCAAGUGUCACAACCUCAUCCACCAAAUCAACAGGCAAAUAUAUUAACCACCACUACUACCUCAUCGACCCUCCUUCCUCUUCUCCCACCUCUCUCCCGAGCUCAAUCUCUUCUCAUUCAAAUGGCAUCUCUUGCUUCAAAACUCUUUGAAGUCUCACCUAACCGGGCCCAUUGGCUCAGUGCUUUUCGAGGAUCUCUUCCUUCAUUUCUGCCCUCUACGCCGCCGGUUCCACGAGAUUCCUCCCCUUCAUCGUCAAAAGAAAUACUCUCCGUGUUUACUUCUCUUCAGACACAGUUGUUUGAAGCAGUUGCAGAACUGCAAGAAAUUCUUGAUCUUCAAGAUGAGAAGCAAAAAGUCAUCCGCGAAAUUAGGUCAAAAGAUUCUUCGAUCCUUGCUUUUGCCAACAAACUCAAAGAAGCUGAGCGUGUUCUUGACAUGCUUGUUGAUGAUUACUCUGAUUAUCGUCGUCCCAAACGGGCCAAGUUGGAAAAUGAUACCGAAGAAUCUUCAGUAACAACUGUGGCAACUCAGUUGAAAUUAUCUGACAUAUUGUCAUAUGCUCAUAGGAUAAGCUACACUACUUUUGCACCACCUGAAUUUGGUUCGGGACAGGCGCCUCUUCGGGGAGCACUCCCUCCGGCCCCACAGGAUGAGCAAAUGCGUGCUUCUCAAUUAUAUAACUUUGCUGAUCUUGAUGUUGGCUUACCUAAAACAGAUGAAGCCAAGAAGAUUGUUGAGCCACUCAUUGAGCCUCUGGCAGAAACUAACCCACUUGCUAAUCUUCCAAAUAUUGUAGUGCCAUCUGGAUGGAAACCUGGUAUGCCCGUCGAGUUGCCCACUGACCUUCCACUUCCUCCACCUGGGUGGAAGCCUGGCGAUCCAAUUGCACUUCCUCCUAUGGAUUCUCUUUCACUUCCACCAAAGGUCGAGGAAGCACAAGCACGACCAGUACCUCCCGCAGGACUACCAAGAAUGCCAGAACCAAUACAAGUUCGGCAUGUGCAGCUUGAUAUUGAGGAUGAUAGUAGCGAGUAUAGUUCUGAUGAUGCCAGCUCUGAUAGUGAAGAUUGAUCUGGUUAGCUAAUGAGUAGCUAAUACAGGUUCGACAUGUGCAGCUUGAUACCGAGGAUUAUAGUAGCAGUUAUAGUACAAAUGAGGCCAGCUCUGGUAGUGAAGAUUGAAAUGUUUAGCUUUUACCUUUUGUUUUGAUUUCCUCCAAUAUCACCUCUAGGAAGUUCUAGAUUCUCAUGUUUUUGGCAUGAUGCAUUAGCAACAUGAAGCUCACUGUGCUGAAAGUUUUGAAGUUCUGUAUCUGAUGGCUUGACAUAACUGUUUGAUAUGUAUAUCUUUUGUUGAUGUUGUAGCCAUGGUUUCUGGUUAUGCUAUUGGUGGUGCUAUUGAACUA
Messenger RNA from Lycium ferocissimum, 1714 nucleotides. RefSeq names its product mediator of RNA polymerase II transcription subunit 4-like. The coding region runs from base 199 to 1380 and encodes 393 amino acids. Gene Ontology annotation, biological process: regulation of transcription by RNA polymerase II. Gene Ontology annotation, cellular component: mediator complex; core mediator complex. Gene Ontology annotation, molecular function: transcription coregulator activity. The record is from RefSeq and is a predicted model, not a curated record. The transcript is spliced from 2 exons. Lineage: Eukaryota; Viridiplantae; Streptophyta; Magnoliopsida; Solanales; Solanaceae.